This is a messenger RNA of Neomonachus schauinslandi (Hawaiian monk seal), 6938 nucleotides long. It is a transcript of the gene PLD1, whose product is annotated as phospholipase D1. Gene Ontology annotation, biological process: cell motility; phosphatidic acid biosynthetic process; regulation of microvillus assembly. The record is from RefSeq and is a predicted model, not a curated record. NCBI's taxonomy places the organism in Eukaryota, Metazoa, Chordata, Mammalia, Carnivora, Phocidae. Bases 60 to 3281 code for a protein of 1073 amino acids. Gene Ontology annotation, molecular function: phosphatidylinositol binding; D-type glycerophospholipase activity. The transcript is spliced from 27 exons.
GGUGCCCGCGGCCGCCUUCGUCCUACAGCUCCUUUGCUCUUACCCCAUCAGAAGCCAACAUGUCCCUGAAAAAUGAGCCAAGAGUAAAUACCUCUGCACUGCAGAAAAUCGCUGCUGACAUGAGUAAUUUGAUAGAAAAUCUGGACACGCGGGAGCUGCACUUUGAGGGAGAGGAGGUGGAUUAUGAUGUGUCUCCCAGCGAUCCCAAGACACAGGAAGCGUGUAUUCCAUUCUCGGCUAUUUAUAAGACUCAAGGAUUUAAGGAGCCUAACAUACAGACGUAUCUCUCUGGCUGUCCAAUAAAAGCCCAAGUCCUGGACGUGGAACGCUUUACAUCUACAACAAGGGUACCAAGUAUCAAUCUUUACACUAUUGAAUUAACACAUGGGGAAUUUAAAUGGCAAGUUAAGAGGAAAUUCAAACACUUUCAAGAAUUUCACAGAGAGCUGCUCAAGUACAAAGCUUUUAUCCGAAUCCCCAUUCCCACCAGAAGGCACACGUUUAGAAGACAGAAUGUCAAAGAAGAGCCUCGAGAGAUGCCAAGUUUGCCCCGUUCAUCUGAAAACAUGAUCAGAGAAGAGCAAUUCUUUGGUAGAAGGAAACAACUGGAAGAUUAUUUGACAAAGCUACUAAAAAUGCCCAUGUACAGAAACUACCAUGCGACAACAGAGUUCCUUGGCAUAAGCCAGCUGUCUUUCAUCCAUGAUUUGGGACCAAAGGGCAUAGAAGGUAUGAUAAUGAAAAGAUCUGGGGGACACAGAAUACCAGGCCUGAAUUGCUGUGGUCAGGGAAGAGCCUGCUACCGCUGGUCAAAAAGGUGGUUGAUAGUGAAAGAUUCAUUUUUACUAUAUAUGAAACCAGACAGUGGUGCCAUUGCCUUUGUCCUGCUAGUAGAUAAAGAAUUCAAAAUUAAGGUGGGGAAGAAGGAGACAGAGACAAAAUAUGGGCUCCGAAUUGAUAAUCUUUCAAGGACACUUAUUUUAAAAUGCAACAGCUAUAGGCAUGCUCGGUGGUGGGGAGGGGCUAUAGAAGAAUUCAUCCAGAAACACGGCACCAACUUUCUCAAAGACCAUCGAUUUGGAUCAUAUGCUGCUAUCCAAGAGAAUACUUUAGCUAAAUGGUACGUUAAUGCCAAAGGGUAUUUUGAAGAUGUGGCAAAUGCUAUGGAGGAGGCGGAAGAAGAGAUUUUUAUCACAGACUGGUGGUUGAGUCCAGAAAUCUUCCUGAAACGCCCAGUGGUUGAAGGAAAUCGUUGGAGGUUGGACUGCAUUCUCAAACGAAAAGCACAACAGGGAGUGAGAGUCUUUGUAAUGCUCUACAAAGAGGUGGAACUUGCCCUCGGAAUCAACAGUGAAUACAGCAAGAGGACUUUAAUACGUCUACACCCCAACAUAAAGGUGAUGAGGCACCCAGAUCAUGUAUCAUCCAGCGUAUAUCUGUGGGCCCAUCAUGAGAAACUCGUUGUCAUCGACCAGUCAGUGGCCUUUGUGGGUGGGAUCGACCUGGCCUAUGGAAGGUGGGAUGACCAUGAACACAGACUCACAGACGUGGGUAGUGUGAAGCGUGUCACCGUAGGAUCAUCUCUGGGUUCCUUCACAGCUGAAAUAGAGUCCAUGGAAUCCUUGAGCCUCAAAGAUAAAAAUGAAUCUAGUAAAAAUCCACCCACCCUGAAGAGUACUAAUGAUAUGGAUUCAAAACUGAAAGGAAUGGGAAAGUCCAGAAAGUUCUCUAAAUUUAGCCUCUACAGGCAGCUCUACAGGCACCACCUGCACAAUGCAGAUAGCAUCAGCAGCAUCGACAGUGCCUCCAGUUAUUGUAAUCACUGUAGAAGUCGUCAGAAUUUAAUCCAUGGUCUAAAACCCCACCUGAAACUCUUUCGCUCUUCCAGUAAGUCUGAGCAGGGGCUCGCUAGACCUGACAUGGACACCAGCUCCAUCCGCAGUUUGCAGACAGGCAUGGGAGAGCUCCACGGGGAAACCAGGUUCUGGCAUGGAAAGGACUAUUGCAAUUUUGUCUUCAAAGACUGGGUUCAACUGGAUAAGCCUUUUGCUGAUUUCAUUGACAGACACUCCACUCCUCGGAUGCCAUGGCAUGACAUCGCCUCUGCAGUCCACGGGAAGGCGGCUCGUGACGUGGCCCGUCACUUCAUCCAGCGCUGGAACUUCACGAAGAUUAUGAAGUCAAAAUAUCGAUCCCUUUCUUAUCCUUUCCUGCUUCCCAAAUCUCAAACAACAGCCCAUGAGUUGAAAUAUCAAGUGCCUGGGUCCGUCCAUGCCAAUGUACAGUUGCUCCGCUCUGCUGCUGAUUGGUCGGCUGGUAUAAAGUACCAUGAAGAGUCCAUCCACGCUGCUUACAUCCACGUGAUAGAGAACAGCAAGCACUAUAUCUAUAUAGAAAACCAGUUUUUCAUAAGUUGCGCUGACGAUAAAGUUGUGUUCAACAAGAUAGGUGAUGCCAUUGCUCAGAGGAUCCUGAAAGCUCACAGGGAAAGCCGUAGAUACCGGGUGUAUGUGGUGGUACCACUGCUUCCAGGAUUUGAAGGCGACAUCUCAACCGGUGGAGGAAAUGCUCUGCAAGCCAUAAUGCACUUCAACUACAGGACCAUGUGCAGAGGAGAAAAUUCCAUCCUUGGACAGUUAAAAGCAAAGCUUGGCAAUCAGUGGAUAAAUUACAUCUCAUUCUGUGGCCUUAGAACACAUGCAGAGCUUGAAGGAAACCUAGUCACUGAGCUCAUCUAUGUCCACAGCAAGUUGCUAAUUGCUGAUGACAACACUGUUAUUAUCGGCUCUGCCAACAUAAACGACCGAAGCAUGCUGGGAAAGCGUGACAGUGAAGUGGCUGUCAUUGUGCAGGACACGGAGACGGUCCCUUCAGUGAUGGAUGGAGAGGAGUACCAGGCUGGCCGCUUUGCCCAGGGACUUCGGCUGCAGUGCUUCAGGGUUGUCCUUGGCUAUCUUUCUGACCCAAGUGAAAACAUUCAGGAUCCAGUGAGUGACAAAUUCUUCAAGGAGGUGUGGGUUGCAACGGCAGCUCGAAAUGCUACAAUUUAUGAUAAGGUGUUCCGGUGCCUUCCCAAUGAUGAAGUACACAAUUUAAUUCAAUUGAGAGAAUUUAUAACCAAGCCCAUCUUAGCAAGGGAAGAUCCUAUUAGAGCUGAGGAAGAACUGAAGAAGAUCCGUGGGUUCUUAGUGCAGUUCCCCUUUUACUUCCUGUCUGAAGAAAGCCUACUGCCUUCCGUUGGAACCAAAGAAGCCAUAGUGCCCACAGAGGUUUGGACUUAAGGGUGAUAUUCAUUUGCAGCUCCAAGGACUUCCACCUUGAAAAGUACACUGUGCACAGUGACUUUAGGGAGAUCCUCACAGCUGCAGGCAGCCCUGAUGCAUGCUGGGAUCCACCCCAGGGACCCUCUGGAUUGGCUGGGCAGGGCUGCAGUCCUGAUAGAAGGACACUGAACAUCAGGUGGGCUUUCUAACUCCUCCUGCUUAUCCUUGUGAAAAAGGGACUGUCUUCUUAUUGGUAGCUAUAUGCUCAACAACAAAUUCCAUAGUGUACACCAAAAUGCAUUUCCUUUGCUAACAAGAAUUUACCUGUGCCUGUGAUCUAGGUUGCCAGAAAUUGUCAAACCCUCCUUAUUUUUCUCUGACCCUCAUUAAUGCAGCUGAUGACUGCCAGACCUGCCCUCACUUCAUAGUACAUACAGACACGGUUUGAGACAUUCUUUAUUCCUAGAAGAUGUCGUGAUGCUGCUCCCAGGUGCUUCAGGGUGGCAGGGAGAUGCCCCUGCCCAUCUGGUCCUGACGUAAGAGUGUUCACCCAAGCAAGGAUGUGGUCCUUAUCCCUUUUCAGUGACUGAAAGGACAGGGUAGACGUUAUGUACAUAGCAGCCCAAGUUGGGUGCUUCUGAUAAUGUCGAGACUAUAGAUCUUAACACCACAGAGCAAUAGGAAGGAAGUAAAUUUGGUUAUUGAGGCAGAGAUUUUACUUUGCCUCUGAAGGCAAUGACAAGAUAUGGUCUUUUGAUAGGGCCCACCUGAUCAAAUUUGAAAACACAUGUAAGAUAUUUCAUUACACAGCAGCUGAUAAAACUCAGAGCACGCAGCCUUCAGAAGCCUCCAAGGUGGCCGUGGGGAUCUGAUCCAGACAAGAAAAGAAGAUUCCUUAUAGUCCUGGAAAAUUUCCUAUCACCCUUAGCUGCUGGAUUGAUUGAGAUUUGAGUUUCUCCAUUUGAAAAAUCAAACCAGUGAAUGCAAUUUGUCUUUCAAGAGAACCGGAGGCUUCAUAACUCCUACCAAAUUAAUAAGUAGAAGCCUGACCUUAUUUGACAUUUAGCUCUCAGCUAUGUUACCUUCUUUAAGAAAAAUUAAUUGAUUGCAAUAUACUUGCUACUUAACUUGUACUAUUAAAUAUGCCUUAACAUUCCACCAGCCUUCCAAAGAGGUUAGGAUCUUCAUUAAUUCACAUUGUCCUAGUCUAUGAAUUGUUCUGGAAACCCAUGUUUCCUUUGUGAAUAGUAGUAUUCCCUUUGGUACACCCCAGCUCUAAUGUUACUAAGCAGAACUAUUCUUCCAGCCUGAAGAGCUGAUGUGGGUUCCCAAAAGCCCUGUGCCCAUAAAACAUGAUGUAGGUGCAUUGAUCACACAUGUAUGGAUUAUCGGGACAGAAUCUCAUUGGAGUCGUUCUUCAGAAAAAGCGAGGACCCAAUCCUUGUUUUCAUGGAGCUAGGAAGAGGUUAAACAGGAGUAUAAAGUCAAUAAUCUGGGUGAGUAGGAAAGAGUGUCACACUCAGGAGAGGAUGUCACAGCUAGAGAACAUUUCACGAAUGAGGUGGGACUAUGCUUUAUGAAUAAAGAAUUUCUCGGAUGGCUGAAGAUGGUAAAAUGACUUCAUUCUAUAGCAGCUGUAAGUAAGACAUUUGCUAUUUCUGAAGUUUAGAUUGGCAUUUAGAGAGUUGAGUGGGCGUGGAAUACCUAAGGAUUUCUUAUGGUUUACUUUUACAUGUUUUUUCAACUGUAGAACAGUCAAUGCACUGGCUUUUGAUUUUGUGCAAAAUGCUCUCCUAACACCAUGAAAAAGAAAAGCCUAAAAGGUCCCCUUCUCAUAAAAAACAAGUCACUUAAUCCAGCCUCUCCUCAGAAACUGAGGCCCAGGUUGGUUGAAGGACUCACUUGAGUUCACCCAUCUAAGAGAUGGUGGAGGCAGGACCAGUGAAAUUGCUGUGGUUCAUUCGUGGCCUCUCCCUUGACGUGGUCAUUGUCUGCAAGUGAGGAGAGGCAGUAAACAGAUUUCAGACAGGAUACCUCUAAGCUGUUUUGAACACCGUGAUAUCGUGUACUUAAGGGUUCAUCUGUCUCCCCCUGCUUGAAUGUAAGCUCCAUGGGGCAGGGACUUUGCUGUGUUUUGUUCACAGUGUAUCCUCCGAGCCUGGAACAGUGCUGGCACAGUGGAGGUGCUCAGUAACUGCUUGGUGGGUGAAUAAACGAGGUGGAGGGGCGAGCUCAUGAAAUGCCAAACUUACAGAAUCUCAGGCAAGAAAUCUUACUGUUGGUUUCUGGGGCCAGUUUCCUUUCUACUGCAUCUUCUCAAAGGCAAGAUAUUCUUCUGCAAAGAUGAGAGGCUACCAGCUUUACUUGGGUGGGUGGAUUUUCUGGAAGAUUCUGUGCAAUAAUUGCCUAUCUGCAAUAGCAGCUUCCGUAGGGCAGCAUUCUGCAAAAGUCACACGGGGUGUGGACACGAGGUGUACUGCGUGGCCUAAUUAGCCAUCAUUCUGACACCACUACCACCUAAUAAUGGAAGUUCAAAUAACUUAUCUUUAACAUUGCAAUAUUUUUCCUUUAUACCGUUUUAAAUUUUUAACUUACAAACCAUAGUCAAACAUAAGGUAAAUGAAAAUUUGUCACGCUGAUCAUUUGGAAGUUGUAAAGUGAGAGACUAGGAUGGCAAUCCAACCAAAAUGCAGGCUUACUUGCUCUUUCCCCAAGCUGCUAUAAUUGUUCAAUUUAUUCUUAAUAAAUGCACAUAAGUGAAUGUCACCCUACUUCUGCUUGACACAAAGAAAUAGAACAUCAUGCCCUCCUAAUGUAGAUCUACUUGGAUUCUUCUGGGCCAAAGGUACUGAUAUUCUCCUAAACCACUCUAAAACUUCAUACCGAAGUAUUGCAGUUGGAGCACGUCACUGACACAAAAAAACAAAUACUUGGCAGUGAACAUCUGUUCAGAAUACUUUGAUAUUCUGGACAGAACUCAGACUCCUAGCCUCACCUCUACUGCAGUGCUUGGUACACCAAGGCUGGGCCUCCUGUUUUUGUAAAUAAAGUUUUAUUUAAACACAGCCAUGUCCAUUCAUUUACAUGCAUUGGUGACCAAAUGAUCUGCAAAUUCUAAAAUAUUCACCAUCUUUUAAGAAAAGCCUACUGGUCCUUCCUGUAGAGAGAGCAGAGAAUGUCCAGACAGAGUACCUCCACCAAACAGAGUUGGAUGAGUUCUGUUCUCUUCCCUAACAAGGUUUUCAAGUCUCCUUAUCCCAGAGCCCAACAUUCUACAAUGGAUUUAUUCUAAGAACAAGGUCGAGUCCUUUCAGGAAUAAAAUCACAUGGUUUUGGCUCUGGAAAGAGAGGUUGUCAGCUAAAGCAGGCUUCUCCCAGCUGAGCACUCAUAAGCAUACAUGGUUGACAAUGUUUGUAACUAAAGUGUUAAAAAAAAAAAAAAAAUGAGGAUGGAUAGGCUGAAGGGUUUGUAUUCAGAAUGAGAACUGUGAACUCAGGAGACUCAGUUUCCUGUGAACUUUCCAUCCGUGAAGCAUUGGAAAUGAUCCAUGUAUCCAUUCUCUGCUUCACAAUCAGUGCUCUCUGUGCCUGGUUCCUUAACUGCUUUUUUAAAAUGUAAAUAUUCAUUAAUUAAAUAAUUAAAAGUGUGAAAUCAGCAGCGUCCCUUUAUUUGAA